UCUUUCCCUCGUCCAGAACUAUACAGCCGACUGCUCAAUCCCAGUUAUUGCGCCGCCGCCACUCCUAACCCUCGCCGCCGCCACUCCUAACCCUCGCCGUCGCCGCUCGCCGCCGACGCCCGCCUCCGGUCACGCACUGACGCCAGCUGAUGGGUAAGGGAAGAUCCAAGAACAACAUAUCACAGAAUGUGUCUAAUGUUUCACCUGUGAUCAUGGAAAAACCAUUAGGAAAGAAACAGACAAAUGUCAAUGCAAAAUCAAUGAUGAAACUUGAUCAUAUUCGUAAAUUGGCAGUUUGGGCUAGUGGAGAAGCUGCCUUACCAUCUCUAAAUGCUUUCUUUGGAUAUCGGCUGUCUGCUCUUACUGAAACUCUUGGAGCUUCUCAGGACUCGUCUUUGCUUCAGUGUCAAAGAUGCAAAUCAAUUCUCCAUCCUGGUGAAAACUGCACUGUAAGAAUAGAGAAGAACAGAGGUGGCAAGACAAGGAGACACAAAAAACCAGAUGUUUCUUCCACCCAGAACAGUGUUGUUUAUACAUGCCAUUUCUGUUCACAUCAAAACCGAAGGCGAGGAACUCCAAAAGGUCACAUGAAGAAAAUAUGUCCAGCCAAACCCAAACUUGUCAAAAAACAGGAGCCUUUAUUACCAGUUGUAGAAUUGGUCACAAAUCCAGACAGCUUUUCUGAGGUGAAUAAUAAGGAUAAUGGUGAAAUAGUUGUUGGUCCAUCAACACCAUUAGUGGGAACAAAAACUAUGACUUUGUUGGAGUCUAAACAAAGAAAGAGGAAUCGGUCGGGUAAAAAGAAAGCAACUGAAUCUGAUGACAAUUCAAAUGUCGUCGAUUUAGGGACUUCGAGGAAAAAGAAGAAGACUUGGACUAGUCUGAAGGAAAUUGCUGAGAGGAGUGAACAUGAUAAUGAUAUUAAUAACCAUAAAUUUGCUAAUUUAAAAAUCCCAUUCUUACUAUAAUCAGUGUAUUGAUUUUAGUUAAUUUAUUUGUAAAAAUACUUUAUAACAUUUUUUAAGUUUUUAGAAUGUUAUAUUUUAUAUUUUGAAUUCCCUUGUUAUGUAAUA
Molecule: messenger RNA, 1073 nt
Organism: Impatiens glandulifera
Lineage: Eukaryota; Viridiplantae; Streptophyta; Magnoliopsida; Ericales; Balsaminaceae
Exons: 3
Coding region: 150-968 (272 amino acids)
Biological process (GO): RNA processing
Source: RefSeq, a predicted model, not a curated record